AUGCCGGCACUCGAUCAGUUCCUGUCGGACAUAGGCGCAGGCUCGCUCUCGCAGGCCAUCCAGCUUCCCCCGCCAGGAGCCGAUACAGAGGGUCCUGCGGCCAAGCUGCACAAGCGGUUGGAGGAAGAGAUACUCGCGACGAAUGACAAGACGCUCGACUUGCUUAAGGAGAACUGGGACGACUUCUCGACGCAGCUGAAGACGGGCGACGAGCUCAUCGCCAAGCUCGAGCAGGAGGAGCGAGACCUCAAGUCGCUCGAGGAAGAAGUCGACGGACCGGAUGCCUUCUUGCCGCCCCUUGUCGCGCAUCUCGAGCAACAGCAAAAUCUCGCCGCCUCGCACCUCCUCUCGACCGCUUCCGUCUCCCUUCUCUCGGCUCUUCUCGCCUUCCACACGACUACUUCAACCCUCGCAUCCGCCACGACUUCGGGCUCGCUCACAUCCGCCGUGGAUGCCCUUCGGCAGGUCACAUCGGCCGUCGAGGAAGGAGCGGAGGAAUGGAUUGAGCAGACGGACGUCUGGAAGUCGCUCGUCCGAUGGGCUGGCGAGGAAGACAGUCGGCUCGAAGCUGCUCUUCACACAGCACUCGAGUCGUGCUUCGACAUCUCCCCAGCUUCGCCCGGCAACGGCGACAAGGCGACGCUGGCCCUGAGGGAGAGGGUCACUGCCGCACCCAACGGUCCGCAGUUAAGUGUGCAGGAGGUGCUGAGCGGCCUCGAGGAGGUAGCGGAGAUCACGGGGCGGCCGAGCCAGAUCGAGGGCUUCUUGGCUAGGCUGGCGAAGCAGGUCCUGCGGCACUUCGUCGCGCCGUACCUCGAAGCGAACGGAGGGUCGCGAAACGGCGCGAAGGUGGCGUUCUCGUUCGAGAAACCGUCCGAAGGCGUGCACGUCGCGACACUCGCCUCGUCAAAUGAGAAAGAGCACGAUACGAUCGCCGGACUCUCCUCCUUCCUCGCCUUCUUCACCUCGCACUCGUCGAUCUUCCCCGCCGACGACUCGCAACCGCCUUCGCGCUACGCCGCCACCCUCACCGCCCACCUCACGCCGUCGCUCCAGUCCCACCUUAUCUCGUCUCACCUCGCCCCGAACCUUCCCUCCUCGACCUCCGACUUCACGGCCUACCUCUCCCUCCUUUCCGCCGCGUCCGACUUCGAGUCUACAUUCCUCUCUCAACAUCACCUUUUCGCCUUCCUGCCCGCCUCGACUCGCCACGAAGGCCACGAAGUCGAAGAGCAGCGAGUCAUCCGCUCCUGGACGGGUCGUGUGCCGCAUCACUGGGCCCGGCACGUCGGAGAUGCUGCACUCUCGCGCAUCCGGAAUGUGGUCAAGGGCUGGGACUGGGCAGAAGGCGAGAUGGUCGAGGUCGAGGUUCGCGAGGAGGAAGAGAUGUUGGGCUUGUUGCUCGGACUUGGAUUGGCGGAGGACGAUGACGAGGAUGCCAUCAAGAAGCUGCCGCGCGAACUUGUCCUCCAGACUGUCCCGCGCGGAGCGAAGCGGGAGAUGACGAAGGAGGAGGCUCUCGCGCCGAAACCGCCUCGACCCCGUACUCCAACUCCCCCUCCUCCUGAACCUCUCGUCGUCUCUCCUCCUCCGCCUCCCGAACCCGCCACGCCUGAAGAGGCGCCGAAGCCGACGCUCAAGCGCGGCAAGCUCGGCGCAGCCAAGAUCGCAGCGCCUCUUCUGCCGCGCAGUCCGAGUCCGCCGCCGCUCUUCCAGGGGGGCGACGCGCCUACCGACACGCCCGAAUCGGCGCCAGCCUUCGAGUCGUCAACAGCCUCCUCCGCCGAACCCGUUGUCGAGGAGGCCGCCGAUGAGCCUGUCGCACCGCCAGCGCAGGUCGAGGACGCCCAGCCCGCAACCUUCGAAGCUCACCCUCUCGACCUCGACGCCGUCGAAGCUCCUACACCUCAAAUCGACGAGACCUUCGAACCCUUUGAAGCUCCCGCUCCGACUGCUGCGGGCAUCGAAACGACGGCCGACCAAGCUGAUCCGGAGGAUGUCGUCCAGCCGCACGAGUACAGGGCGCAGGUGCAUGAUGGUAUUGGCGAAGAGGAAGAGGUGAAGAAGGAGGAGGAAGACGGCGCCGAUGUCGCGUUGAACGACGUCGAGCAGAUGCGCGAGAAGGAAAAGCCGCAGGCGUCAGCUCAGGCGGAGCGCGAGGACCAGGACGAGUUGGUGCACGUCGAUGAGACGCUUGAGGAUUCGCACGACCUUGCGCGCGAUGGCGAGGAGGAGGCCAAGCCUUUCAUCAAGGAGGAAAGCGUCGAGCCACAGAUCCCGCCGACGCCGCAACCGCCUCGCACGCAGGCAGCCGCUUCGUCCUGGCUUGACGACCAGUCGCAGUCGUACCAACCUCAGCCGUACCAGCCGGACGCGUAUCCAUCCGACUCGUACCAGCCCGAGCCGUACCAGCCUCAACUAUACGAGCCCGAAACGUCGUAUCAGCCUUACUCGCCGUACGAGCCCGAGCAGCACCCGCAGCUUGACUUCGACUACGCUCGCGAGGAAGAGGCCGAUGUCAAGCCUUUCGAGGUGCCGGACCAGCACGACCCGGCCAACGACUUCUUCCACCAUCACGUGUCAGAUUCGAUCGCCCCGACAUACUCACCCGUACGCGACGCCGAGAAUGCGCAAGCGUUUCAGCCGGAGACGCAGGCAGACGCUCCCGCCGUGUCGAUCCAGGAGACGUACCAGCCGGAGGAGAACGCGCCUUACCAGGCCGGACAUGGGUCUUACGAGCAGUCGGGCGAGUCCGCAUUUCAGCAUCCGGCGACGUACGACGACGAGGAAGACCCGUAUGCCGACGAGCAGCAGCAGUGGUGGUCAUACGAGCCGACUUCGCAGGUCGAGAACGAUGCUGCGGCGUCCGCGCCAACAUUGGAGGACUCGGCGCCCUCCGCUGAGGCAUACGACCCGUACGCACCCUCAGCAGCCGACCUCGACGCGCAUGAGCCGCCAAGCCAUGACGACUUCUUCUCGCCGCACCAGGAAUCCCGACAAGCGCCCGAGCAGCAGCACGAGAUGCCCGCGCCUCAGCAGGCUUACGCUUCGUAUGACGCCGAUUCGUACGAUCCAUACGCGCCUACGCAGGCGCAUGCACCCUCUCCGCCAACUCGCGCCGAAGAUCAGCGAGACGCCUACUUCGCCCGUUCCCAAGCCGGUGCUCACAUGCCUCCGUCGGCUCCAGCUCCGCCCCCUCCUUCGACCGUUGCACCUCCUCCCGCAGGCAGCGCACCUCCUCCUCCCAAGGCGUCGGGGUCUGCGCGACCUCGCUCAAGCGCAUCCAAACGGCGCGUCUUUGCGACUGACGGCUUUUCAACGCCGCCCAUCGCCUCUGCACUGGUGCAACCACCCCAGGUGCUCUCGCCGCCUUCGCAACCCCCUCGCACGAUCGUCUCGCCGCCUCCCGAAGACCAGCAAGCCUCCUACGUACCGAUGGUCCCGUCUGCUCCUGUGGAACCAGUUCCGCCUCUGCGUCAGGCGGCGACCGCCUCUGCACCCACGACGAGACCGUCGUCGGCUGGCUUCUCGCGCUCGCUGCCUGGGCGACCCUCAUCCGCUCAACGACAGGACGGCCCAAUCCUCAAUCACAUUCAGCAGCGAUUUGUCUCUCCACCUCCGACAAUCGCAAACCCUUACGUCCCUAUGUCGCUCCCGCCCUCCGCUCAGCCGCAGAUUGCCUCUUCCUCGUCGUACAUCCCGGCCAACGACCCGCUCUUCGCCGACUUGCUUGGUGGCAGCAAAAACAGUUCUAGGCCGGCCGCAAACUACUUCGUCCCCGAUCCACCCGGCCCGCCGCAACGAUCGUCGUCCGCCUCGUCGCACUCGUCUCGCUCUGCUCCGCAAGACCAACAUCAGCCGGCUUAUUCAUCGCAAUACGCGUCUGUUGGCUAUGACUACCAGCCUCAGCGCCAGCAGCAGUCGUACGCUCCGCAGCAGCAGCCGUACGCUCCGCAGGGCGACGGAGAGAGCUUCGCAUCGAGCUACAACGGGUACGAGCAGGACUCAUAUUCGCCAUACGGCUACGAGCCACCGCAGCACUCCGCAAUGCGCCUGCGCGGGGGCGGAGAGGGCGACUUCGAAGAAGGCGAGGACGAGGAGGUCGAUGAAGACGCCCCUCAUCUCGUCCUCCGCCUUCGUGGAGGCGCCGACCUUGGCGAAAUGGAUGAAGAUGAUGGCAAUCGGAGCGCCGAUGAUUGGGGCUUCGGAGACGACACCCUUCCGGACGGCGGCGACGACGAUGGCUGGGGCUUUGGCGACGAAGUUGUCGUCCCGCCGACUCCGCCCUCGCCUCUACCGGCCUCGCAACCUCAUCCCGCCGUUGUCGCCGCGAGUACGCCCGCCACAGAACCGCCGAAACCGUCAGUCACUCGACAUGUCCCUUCCGCUUCUAUCUCUUCCGCAACCUCAGCUUCGACAAUCCCGCCGCGAUCACGUCCAUCGUCAUACGCGUACUCCCCUGCCGUUGCUGCCGCAUCCCGCCCGGUCUCCCUUGCACCGCCUCCGCCCGAAGAGCAGGCCGAGGAAGUCGGCGACGACGCUUGGGGCUUCGACGACGAGCUCGAGGCGCCCUCUCCCGCAUCCGAGACGGCGCAGAUCUCGACAGUAUCGGCUCCAGAAGCUCACCCGCCUCUCGAUCAGCCGCAAAGCACGACCUUGGCCGAGAUCCCCUCCGCCUCGCCUGCGGCCUCCGUCCCCGCCGCUCCUCAUCUCGAUCUCGAAGCCGAAGAGCAGGCGCCUGGGACUGGCGGCGUCGAUGAGUGGGGUUUCGGCGCGGACGAAGUCGGCGACGAAGGCGAGCAGCAGCCGCAGCCUGUCGACGAGCUGGUGGUCACCGAGGACGCCGAAGAGCUGCUCGACUACGAGCGCGCUGUCGAGUCCAACGAAGGCGUGCGCGCUUCGCCGCCUCCGGCAACUGUGGCGGACGAAGUCGUCGAUGCGGAAGCGGCACCGUCUUUCGGGCCGACUUCGCCAGUCACGCCCCUGGCUCAAGACGCGCCGGCGGACGCAGAGGAGCUACAGGACGACGGCUGGGGCUUGGACGACCGGGAAGAGGUGUCGCUCCUGACAACGUCCGAAAACGAACCCGUUGCGCCCCUAGAGGCGCCAAUCGAGACGAGCGACACGCUCAUCGGGUUCAUCUCGCUGCCGCCAGCGCCGCCCGAUGAUGGGCCGAACGACGAGCCUGACCCGCCUUCACACAAACUCGAUGCUUUCACGCUCGAGAACGCUCCUGAAGAGCAGCGAGACGAUGGUUCGGCGGCUACCCAGCCUGCGUCCAUCUCGCCUGACGCUCAAUUCCAGCAAGAAGUCCGCGAAAACGUCGAAGCCCCUGAGCUGGAAACGGAGGGUCCGAUGAAGACUCGCGACAGCCUCUCAGCCGCGUCGCCUUCAGCCGAACGGUCCGCUUUGAAUGCUCCUCCCGAGGACAUCGACGAGCCAUUCCCUGCCAUAUCUCACCCCGAGGAGCCGGACACGCCCCGAAUUGCCACGCCUCUUCCGCAUCACGACGCCGAGCAGCCGAGCAGUGCGGCUCUCGCAACGGAGCAGAGCCUCUUCGACAUUGCCGCUGGCCCUGUUGAGGAUGCGGCCGUCGUGGCGGACGGCGAGAACGAGGACGGCUGGGGUCUUACGCCUGAGGACGAAGAGGACCAAGGAGCGCUUACCGCGACGGACAGCUUCCUCGCUGAUCGCAAGGAAGCGGACGCACAGAACGAUGUCUUUCCGGCCGUACCUGCCGUCAUCGAGCGCGCCGGCAUGCCAGAUGACGGCGACUUUGCCGACUUCGACGCUCCGCAAGUCAGCGAGACGACCGGGUCGCACGGCUGGGAGCCGCUCGAGGAUCCUGGCCAGCAGAUCAGCAGUCCGCCGCUCCCUCGUACGCACAAUGUCGAGCACGAUCACGAGGACGUGCCAGUCAUUGCCGACUCGGUCAAUGUCGAGCCGUUCGCCCAGGAGCAAGUCGCGCUUCAAUCAUCCGGCUCGACGCCCGACCAGCCACCCGAGGCGAGCAUCUCGUCGCCCGAGGUCAUCGACCACGCUGAUGCCUGGGACAUUGACGGUGAAGGCGCUGAGCCGCUUGAAGCCGACGAAGAAGUCGAGGAGGCGCACGAUGGCGUGCACGACUCGACCGUUCAGCACGAGCUCGAUCGGCCGACUCAGCGAGACGACUCUGCGGUUCAGCACGAAGCGAUGCGACCCAUCGUCGACGACGCUGUGGUCGUUCCUGGCAUUCUCUUGCCUGCGCAAGACGCCCAUCCUCAGCAGCGCACCUUCACGCCGCCUCCAACGUUCUUGCCCGACAACGACGCCGCGCCGUUGGACUCGCAAGAUGACGCCGCGGCAGUCGAUGACGAAGGCGGUGCCGAAGUCCUCGAAGAGCCCGCUUUUGAAGCACAAGAAGGGCCGGAGCCUAUCGAGGGCGAGUCGACCGUGCAGCACCAGUCGCAGCGCUCGGUAGCACUCGCAGUUGACGUGCCGCACGAACCGCUGGCCGCCGAGGAAGUGCAUCCGCAGCAGCAUACCUUCUCGCCGCCCCUCGACACGCUGCCGCACGAGAACGACGCCGUCCAAGGCUGGGACCUCAACGAGGAGGCUCAGGACGGCGCCGCUGUCCUCGAGCAUGCCCCGUCCAUCGACGUCGAAGAGCCUGCUCCGCCUGUCCCGGGCGAGUCGGCUGUACAACAUGUCGCAGAGCGUCAUGUCGUCCCAGCGGUUGGCGACACUGCCGAAGUCCUUCCCGCCGAGCUUCUUCAGCCCGAGCGCCACACCUUUUCUCCGCCGCCGACGUCUGUUCCGCACGAGGAACAGGCUACUAUUUCGGUUGCCGAGCUUGCGGACGACGACGCCGGUUCAGACGACCCUUGGGACCUCGAGCCGGUCGAGCCUCAACCAGAGUCGGUUACUGCCGCUGCUUCCGCCGCGGAAGUUCUCGGCGCAGACGAAGAUGCGGCUCACGCCGAGACGCAUCUCCAGCAGCACGAGAGCGACGUUGUCGGCGACUCGGCCCUUUUCGCCGACACGGCUCCGUCCGCGACUGUCACCCAGAAGUCGGCCGAAGGGGACAUGAGCGCGGAUACUGCACUCGCCGCGUCGCAGCCGGCAUCGGCGCCCUCAGCAGACGAAACGUCCGUCCCGCCGCUUAGCGAGCGAGCCUCCGUCGUUCAGCAUAUCGACGAGCGACCAGUCGCGCCUGGAAGCGUCGAAGGUAAUCCCGCCGCUUUGGAACCGCAGCCUCAGGAGCACACCUUCAACGUCUCGCGGGAAGCGGUCCCUUCGUCCUCAGCGAAAGACGAGGAGGCCGACCAAGCGGUUCAGACUUCGACGAGCGCCUCUGCCUCAGGCGACGAAUGGAGCUGGGACGAUUUGCAGGACUCGUCAUCUCCGCGCCACGCCCCGGUUCCGCUCGCCAAACUUCCGCCCGCUUCCGAGCUGAAGCCGCGCGAAGCGCCUGAGGUGCAGGAGCCGACGGAGACGCCGGAGGACCAUGCAGCCGCGCCCAACCCGUCGGCUCAUACCUCGAGCAAGUCUAUCGACGAGUGGAAGUGGGAUGGGGACGACACAGCCAACCUCGCGGCAGCCCCGGUCACCCAGGCUGCGCCUGCGCACAUGAACGGCGCAGGCGCCAACGCUUCGACUCCUGCACCGGCGGAGCCAGCAGAGCCGAGCCCGUCGCCUGUGCGCCGGGAGAAGAUGAUGGUGUCGAAGCGUUCUCGCGAGAUCGUCAAGAUUGCGCAGGAGGUCCUGGUCGAAGCGUGUCAUGUCGCGGAUCCGUCCUUUGAACAUCCCGACUUCUCCGUCGCCGUUGCGCCUCUCCUGCAGACCUUUGUCUCGCUUCUCUCCCUUUAUCGGGCAACGGCCGCCGUGCACAACUCGAACCUGCUCGCCAGCGUUCCCGCCAUCGGCAUGCAGUUCGCAAACGAUGCCGAGUGGAUCGGGCGGGAAGUCGAGCGCAUCUGGCGAGAAGCGUCGGAGGGCAAGGAUCUGCAGGUCACGGCCAAGCAGGCUCGCGAAGUCGAGCUCGCCUUUCAGUCGACACGGCAACUCGGCAGGGAUACUCGCAGGAAGCAGAUUGCGAUUCAGCGUGCCGCUCUCAUGGAGAGCCUCGACGAGGCGAACGGUUUCUUGCGCACCUCGGGCGACGCGCACUUUUCUGCAUGCGAGCGCGCCCUGCAGCAAGUCACGCACACGCUGCACCGUCUUUCGCUCGUCUGGAAGCCCGUCAUGACGCCCACCGCUCUCUACACGACCCUCGGCGGCCUCGUCAACGAGGUGCUCCUGCGCGUGCUCGACGAGAUCGAGGACCAGACAGACAUCUCGGAGGCCGAGUCGGUCCGUCUUAACAAGCUCUGCAAGAUGCUCCACGAGCUCGAGUCGCUUUUCGACGGCAGCGAGACGACGGCCGGCCGCGAAGUCCCCGUCUGGUACAAAUUCUGCUUCUUGAGCGAGCUGCUCGAGGCGUCGAUGGCCGACAUCAUGUUCCUGUUCGACCACUCCCACCUCGUCGACUUCUCGCCGCAAGAGAUUGUCAAGCUCAUCCGGGCCCUCUUCGCCGACUCGCCACUUCGCAAUCAGAACAUCGAGAAGAUUAUCACGCAGGGACAUCCGGCUGCGCCGCCUGAGGAGGAGGACUGGUGA
Messenger RNA from Rhodotorula toruloides NP11, 8637 nucleotides. RefSeq names its product centromere/kinetochore protein ZW10. Gene Ontology annotation, cellular component: RZZ complex. Gene Ontology annotation, biological process: mitotic spindle assembly checkpoint signaling; endoplasmic reticulum to Golgi vesicle-mediated transport. The transcript is spliced from 11 exons. The record is from RefSeq and is a predicted model, not a curated record. Bases 1 to 8637 code for a protein of 2878 amino acids. Lineage: Eukaryota; Fungi; Basidiomycota; Microbotryomycetes; Sporidiobolales; Sporidiobolaceae.